This is a messenger RNA of Penaeus chinensis, 3264 nucleotides long. Its product is annotated as probable cyclin-dependent serine/threonine-protein kinase DDB_G0292550. Gene Ontology annotation, cellular component: extracellular region. Bases 1 to 3264 code for a protein of 1087 amino acids. NCBI's taxonomy places the organism in Eukaryota, Metazoa, Arthropoda, Malacostraca, Decapoda, Penaeidae. The transcript is spliced from 10 exons. The record is from RefSeq and is a predicted model, not a curated record. Gene Ontology annotation, molecular function: chitin binding.
AUGGUUACAUCAACGGGAACGGAAAUGGCUACACCAAUGGAAACGGGUGUGGAGUUAUCAAUGGCAAUGGUAAAGGUAAUGGCUACACCAACGGCAACGGUAAUGGAAAUGGAUAUACCAAUGGUAAUGGUUAUACAAGUGGUAAUGGGAAUGGUGAUAUCAACAGUGACGGAAAUGGAUACACCAAUGGUAACGGGAAUAGACACGGAAAUGGCUACACAAAUGAUUCUUGUGGAGGAAUCUAAAAUGAGUUCCAUUAAAUCUACUUACAUAUUGCUAACUGUCAUUGGAAUAUGCUUGUCAGAAGCAAAUUACUUGCCACCUUUAUAUAGAAAUGGUAACGGCAAUGGGAAUACAAAUGGAAAUGGAGUAUAUAGAAAUGGUAAUGGAAAUGGAAAUGGCGUCAAUGGAAAUGGUAAUGGCGUCAAUGGAAAUGGUGUGAAUGGAAAUGGCGCUUAUGGAAAUGGAAAUGGAAAUGGUUCCAAUGGAAAUGGUGUAUAUGUUAAUGGAAAUGGUGUAUAUGUUAAUGGAAAUGGUGUAAAUGGUAAUAGGAGGUAUGGUAAUGGAAACGGUGUAAGCGGAGGAUAUCACAACGGAAAUGGAGUGAAUGGAAAUGGAUACACGAAUGGCAAUGGUUACACAAACAGCAAUGGAUAUACCAAUGGUAAUGGGAAUGGCGCUAUCAUCAGUAAUGGAAAUGGCUACAGCAAUGGCAACGGCAAUGGAUAUACCAACGGUAACAGAAAUAGCUACACCCACGGCAACGGAAAUGGAGUUACCAAUGGUAACGGAAAGGGCCACACCAACGGCAAUGGUAAUGGAGUUGUCAAUGGCAACGGUAAUGGAUAUACCAAUAGUAACGGAAAUGGCUAUACCAACGGCAACGGAAAUGGAGUUAUCAGUGGUAACGGAAAUGGAUAUACCUACGGUAACAGAAAUGGCUACACCAACGGCAACGGCAAUGGAGUUAUCAAUGGCUACGGAAAUGGUAACGGAAAUGGCUACACCAACGGCAACGGAAAUGGAUAUACCAACGGUAACGGAAAUGGCUACACCAACGGCAACGGAAAUGGAUAUACCAACGGUAACGGAAAUGGCUACACCAACGGCAACGGGAAAGGAGUUAUCAAUUUUAACAGCAAUGGUAACGGAAAUGGCUACACCAACGGCAACGGGAAUGGAUAUACCAACGGUAACGGAAAUGGCUACAUCAACGGCAACGGGAAAGGACAAUGGCAACGGAAAUGGAUACACCAACGGCAACGCGGUAACGGAUACACCAACGGCAAUGGUUAUACCAACGGCAAUGGGAAUAGUGCUAUCAAUGGCAACGGAAAUGGAUACAUCAACGGUAACGGGAAUGGUUAUAGUAACGGCAAUGGCUACACCAAUGGUAAUGGAAAUGGUAUUGUUAAUGGUAAUGGAAAUGGAUAUACCAAUGGCAAUGGGAAUGGUGCUACCAAUGGUAACGGAAAUGGAUACAUCAACGGAAACGGGAAUGGUUAUAGUAACGGCAAUGGAAACGGAAAUGGCUACACCAAUGGUAAUGGUAUUGUCAAUGGUAAUGGAAAUGGAUAUACGAAUGGAAACGGUAAUGGAUAUACGAAUGGGAAUGGUAAUGGGUACAGCAAUGGCAAUGGUAAUGGUGCUACCAACGAAAACAGUAAUGGAAUCGGCAAUGGUAAAGGGAACGGUAAUGGAUAUUACUAUGGUGCCCCUAAUGGUAACGGGAAUGCUCUGGUCGGAAUAUGCUUGGCAGAAGCAAAUUACUUGCCACCGUUAAAUGGAAAUGACAACGGUAACGGGAAUGUACUCAACGGUAAUGGAAAUGGAGUAUACCGAAACGGUAAUGGAAAUGGUAAUGGCGUCAGUGGCAAUGAAGUAUUCGGAAAUGGAAAUGGUAAUGACGGAUAUAGCAAUGGUAAUGGUGUGAAUGGAAAUGGUGCUUAUGGAAAUGGUAAUGACGGAUAUAGCAAUGGUAAUGGUGUGAAUGGAAAUGGUGCUUAUGGAAAUGGUAAUGGCGUGAAUGGUAAUGGGGUGUUCCAUAUCUGUCAGGCAGGAGGCAGAAUCGACUCGUUCCUUUGUCCCAAUGGCACAAUCUUUAAUCAGCAAUACUUCGUGUGCGAUUGGUGGUACAACUUUGACUGUUCGAUGGCUGAACAGUUCUACGGAUUAAAUGCUGAGAUUGGCAAAGUGAAUGGAAAUGGGUACACGAAUGGCAAUAGUUACGCAAACGGCAAUGGUAAUGGGAAUGGUAUUAUCAACGGUAAUGGAAGUGGAGUUAUCAGUGGUAACGGUAAUGAUUAUACCAAUGGCAAUGGGAAUGGCGUUAUCAAUGGCAACGGAAAUUUCUACACCAACGGCAACGGGAAUGGAGUUAUCAAUGGCAACGGUAAUGUAUAUACCAACGGUAACAGAAAAGGAGUUACCAAUGGUAACGGAAAUGGCUACACCAACGGCAACGGUAACGGAGUUAUCAAUGGUAAUGGAAAUGGCUACGGCAACGGAAAUGGAUAUACCAACGGUAACAGAAAUGGCUACACCAACGGCAACGGAAAUGGAAAUGCCAACGGUAACACAAAUGGCUACACCAACGGCAACGGUAAUGGAGUUAUCAAUUCAAACGGCAAUGGUAACGGAAAUGGAUACGCCAAUGGUAAUGGAAAUGGAUACACUAACGGUAACAAAUACACUAACGGAAAUGGAUACACCAACGGCAACGGUAAUGGUUAUACCAAUAGCAAUGGGAAUGUUGCUACCAAUGGUAACAGAAAUGGAUACGCCAACGGAAUCGGGAAUGGAUACACCAACGGUAACGGGAAUGGAGUUAUCAAUGGCAACGGUAAUGGUUAUACCAAUGGCAAUGGGAAUGGUGUUAUCAAUGGCAACGGAAAUUUCUACACCAACGGCAACGGGAAUGGAGUUAUCAAUGGCAACGGUAAUGGUCAUACCAAUGGCAAUGGUGUUAUCAAUGGCAACGGAAAUGGCUACGCCAACGGCAACGGGAAUGGAGUUAUCAGUGGCAAUGGUAAUGGCGUUAUCAACGGAAAUGGAUACACCAACGGUAACGGCAAUGGAAACGGAAAUGGCUAUACCUAUGGUCCACAAUACCACGAGGCAGUCACAUGCUCAAGGCAGGAAUAUAUUAAGUUGGAGAUUCAACAGAACCAUGUGUUCCACAUCUGUCAGGCAGGGGGCAGGAUCGACUCGUUCCUUUGUCCCAACGGUACAGUCUUUAAUAACCAAUACUUCGUGUACGAUUGA